This is a messenger RNA of Impatiens glandulifera, 1574 nucleotides long. RefSeq names its product beta-amyrin 28-monooxygenase-like. The record is from RefSeq and is a predicted model, not a curated record. The transcript has 4 exons. Lineage: Eukaryota; Viridiplantae; Streptophyta; Magnoliopsida; Ericales; Balsaminaceae. Bases 36 to 1478 code for a protein of 480 amino acids. Gene Ontology annotation, molecular function: heme binding; iron ion binding; oxidoreductase activity, acting on paired donors, with incorporation or reduction of molecular oxygen. Gene Ontology annotation, biological process: sterol metabolic process.
CAGAAAACACAAGAGAGAAAGAAUCAAACCCUAAAAUGGAGCUUUCUUACUAUGUAUACUUUCUCACCAUUUUCGUUCUAACAAUAACUCUCACUCUAAACUUUCUUUUCUUCCGCCACCCAAAAUCAUCCUCCCCAACAAACCUCCCGCCGGGAAAAUCCGGUUUUCCGGUGAUCGGAGAAACCUUCCAAUACCUAGCCUCCGGCUGGCGUGGACAUCCAGAAAGCUUCAUUUACGACCGAAUAAGAAACUAUUCAUCAUAUAUAUUCCGAACCAAUCUCAUGCUUGAACAAACCGUUGUAUUCUGCGGCGCCCCAGCUCACAAGUUCAUCUUCUCCAACGAGAAUAAACUGGUUCAAUCAUGGUGGCCAAGUUCAGUUGAUAAAAUCUUCCCAUCUUCAAAUCAAACAUCUUCAAUGGAAGAAGCUAUUAAGAUGCGUAAAAUGUUACCUAAUUUCUUCAAACCUGAAGCUCUACAACGUUAUAUUGGAAUGAUGGAUAUAAUUGCUCGUCGUCAUUUUGAUUCCGAUUGGGGUAAGAACGAUUAUAUCGUGGUGUUCCCUCUCUCUAAGAAAUUUACAUUCUGGAUUGCUUGCCGGAUCUUUCUUAGUGUGGAUGAUCCGAAAGAAGUGGAGCGGUUAUUGGAGCGGUUUAAUUUGGUGGCGGAAGGUUUACUUUCUUUACCGGUGGAUUUACCCGGAACGCCGUUUAGACGCGCGAUUAAUGCGUCGGAGAUGAUAAGGGGGGAGUUGAUUGGAAUAAUAAAGAAGAGGAAAAUUGAUUUGACAGAGGGGAAUGCGUCGCCGGUACAGGAUAUAUUGUCGCAUAUGCUUUUGACGGCGGAUGAUGACGGUAAGUUUAUGACGGAAACGGAUAUUGCUGAUAAGAUCUUGGGAUUGCUCGUCGGCGGCCAUGAUACCGCUAGCUCUGCAUGCGCUUUUAUCGUUAAGUAUCUUGCUGAGUUGCCGGAAGUUUAUCACGGAGUUUACAACGAGCAAAUGGAGAUUGAGAAAUCAAAAGCCCAAGGCGAACUUCUUAAUUGGAACGACAUUCAGAAGAUGAAAUACUCGUGGAAUGUUGCAUGCGAGGUUCUCAGAUUGGCACCGCCUCUCCAAGGAGCUUUCAGAAGCGUUCUCGUUGAUUUCAUGUACGAGGGUUUUUCGAUCCCAAAGGGUUGGAAGAUAUAUUGGAGUGCUCACUCGACUCAUAAGAAUCCGGAGUAUUUCUCGGAUCCAUACAAGUUUGAUCCAUCUAGGUUCGAGGGAUCUGGUCCGGCACCAUAUACAUUUGUUCCUUUUGGUGGAGGACCGAGGAUGUGCCCUGGGAAAGAGUAUGCCCGGUUGGAAAUACUUGUGUUUAUGCAUAAUUUGGUGAAGAAAUAUAAGUGGGAAAUGUUGAUCCCAGAUGAGAAGAUUAUCGUAAACCCUAUGCCUGUCCCCGAGAAAGGUCUUCCUGUUCGUCUAUUUCCUAUUAGUUAAUUAAUAAUAAUGUGUUGAAUGUAAUCCUGCUUGUAUUUUAAUUUUGCAUGUACAUUAUAUUUGAUUUUCAAUAAAAAUAAAUAAAUAGUUUCUCUA